This is a messenger RNA of Phyllotreta striolata, 1452 nucleotides long. NCBI's taxonomy places the organism in Eukaryota, Metazoa, Arthropoda, Insecta, Coleoptera, Chrysomelidae. The record is from the annotation of a GenBank genome assembly.
AUGAUUGUAUUUGUUGAUGAGCUCGAUGGCGAAGAGAAGAUAAAUGUCUAUCAAGCUUAUGAUUUCAUCUUCGGCAGUGCCACGGCAGCGUAUCAAAUCGAAGGGGGCUGGUCAGAUGAUGGCAAAGGGGAAAGUCAUUGGGACAGGUGGACUCAUUGCACCCCUAGUCUCAUUGCGAACGGCGAUAAUGCGGAUGUAGCCUGCGAUUCCUAUCACAAUUACAAAGAAGACGUCGCUUUAUUAGCGAAUAUGGGCGCCCAAUUCUACAGAUUUUCGAUUUCUUGGCCAAGAAUAUUACCUGACGGACUCGUCCACAAAAUAAACGAGCCGGGCGUGCAAUACUACAGGAACCUCAUCAGCGAGCUGAAGCACAACAACAUCCUUCCCUUUGCCACGUUAUAUCACUGGGACCUGCCUCAGAAGCUGAGCGAGCUGGGCGGUUGGACCAAUCCCUGGAUCCUAUCGUGGUUCACCGAUUACGCCAGAUUGUGUUUCCAGCUUUUCGGCGACGAUGUCAAGCAUUGGAUGACGAUAAAUGAACCGAAACAAGUCUGUUCUUUCUCCUACGGAAUAGGACUUCUCGCUCCAGGAGUUUGUUCACCCGGCGUAGGGGAGUACCUGGCUGUUCACAACGUAAUCAGGGCGCACGCUGAGGUCUACCACGUGUAUAACAAGGAGUUCCGGUGCAAACAAGGAGGAAUGUUAGGGAUAGUAGUCGAUUCCCCUUGGUACGAACCGGAAGAUCCCGGUAAUCCCGAUGAUGUCGCAGCGGUGGAUUCGAAACUACUCUUCGGCAUAGGAAUAUAUUUACAUCCUUUGGUGUUUGGGGAUUACCCGGACGUGGUGAAAGAGAAAGUGAAGAGGCGCAGCGAAGUUCAAGGUUUCCAGAGAUCCAGAUUGCCGGAAUUCAACGACGAUGAAAAGUUGAAAUUGAAGAAAUGCUUCGAUUUCAUUGGCUUAAAUUACUAUACGUCUGGAAUAGCCAAGGGGGAUCGUUCGAAUCCAGAAGGCAAGGGUUGCUUUGUUGAUUGCGAAGCUAUCGAAUAUCAAGCGCAUUGUUGGGAAUCCUGCGCUCUGUUUUGGUUAAAAGUUGUUCCAAAAGGUAUCAGGCAUGUUCUAAAAUGGCUCACAGAUCAUUUCGAACGGCCUCUGAUUUACAUUACGGAAAACGGAUACGCGGACAAUGGAGGAUUAGAGGACUAUGCUCGAAUUAAUUACAUUAAGAGGCACCUGAGUCAAGUGAAAGAUGCCAUUGACUUGGAUAACUGCAACGUCAAAGGCUACGCUUAUUGGAGCUUGUUGGACAAUUUCGAAUGGAGAGAGGGAUUUAGGCCUAGAAUGGGUUUGAUAUCCGUCGAUUACAGAAGUCCCUGUCGAAGAAGAACUCCAAAAAAAUCAGCAGAAUACUACAAAAAUGUGAUCAGUGCUAGAGCGGUGAUUGACGAUCAGUAA